GAAAUGGGCUGGAUCGAGUUUAGUGGACACUGUUAUUUCUACAACCAAUCUAGAUCUAAGUGGGACGACGCCAAGGCUGACUGUGACAGGAAAACUUCUUAUCUUAUUGAAAUUGGCGACCAGGAUGAAAAUGAUUGGAUUAAAGAAAAAUUCCUUCCAGCAGGGGGUUCACUCUGGAGUGGAGGUCGUGAUGACGUCACCGAAGGAGUGUUUUUGUGGCAGCAAUUCCAGACUGCGAUGAGUUUCACCAACUGGGUGCCAGGGGAACCAAACAACGGUGUGCAUGCGCAAUGUCUGGAGAUCCGAAAUCACGGGAAAUGGAGCGAUGCUUAUUGCACCGAUAAAUAUUCAUUUCUCUGUGAGAAAUAUAUCUAGUAUAUGGAGACUAAAUCGAAUCCAGAGAAAAAUUUCUGAAGAAAGGGAUUGCAAGGGAAACUGAACAUCCCGUAUCUUGUAACUUUUGACGGUCGUGUAGAUGCUAUUAAGACAGUACAUGUAUCAGUGUUUGCUCAGUGUCAUCCAAUAUUUGCUGUAAAAUAUGUCUAAAGUACUUUAUUUGUUGCUGAGUAUUCGUGAAAGUGUACAUGACAAAGCCCAUAGCU
Ostrea edulis (European flat oyster) is the source of this 602-nucleotide messenger RNA. RefSeq names its product hepatic lectin-like. Bases 4 to 375 code for a protein of 123 amino acids. Lineage: Eukaryota; Metazoa; Mollusca; Bivalvia; Ostreida; Ostreidae. Gene Ontology annotation, molecular function: signaling receptor activity. The transcript has 3 exons. The record is from RefSeq and is a predicted model, not a curated record.